AUGGUAAAACGAGACUACCACCAGAGGACCCCCCAGGACAUAUGGUUCAUCAGCGGCGUAUCCCUGGCAGUCCUCCCCUGGCCCGAUGAUCCCCUCAAGUCCAACGCUCUGUUCCUCAAUCCUAUCCACGCGAGACGCCUGGGCGGCAAGUAUGACAAGCCCCCAAAAGGCGUUGACGAAACCAAGGAUUUCCACUAUCGCAAACGCACCAUCUGGGUCAAUCUCGUCGUCCUCUUCCGCCUCCUGCUCAUGGCACAGCAUCUCUCCUUCGACCAUGACAACUUCUGGAAAUUCGUCCGCCUCAACUGGGGAAUUGGAACCAAUGUUUCCGACAUCAAGUUCAUCGUCAGCCUGUACGCUGACCGUCGCGACGCAUACCUCAACAACCGCCACAUCCAAAGGCGCCAUGAGGACCUCUUGACCGACCUCAUUGACGCCUGGGUCACCCGCGGCGGCGACCUUCCCCUGCCCAGAUGGCCCAGGAGAGACGACAUCACCGCCGAAUGGGAGAGGCUUUAUGCUGAUUGGGACCGCUUCCUCCAACACGGCGACUACUCUCUCCUCAUCGAUCCUGACGACCCCCCUACUCUUGGUCGCUUUCCUGAAGAUCGAGGCACCCCUGCUCCCUUCAGAAUCAAAGGCGAAGGCUUGCGCUCUCGCUCUCAGAGCACUGGCUAUGACCGUGACCAGUCGUCUACCCGAACAUCCAUGGCCCCUCCUCCCAGAAAUAACGACCCCCAACCCCCGCCCUCUCCUCCUUCUAGGCCUUUGACACCAAACGCCAUGGAAGUCACCGUCGACGAGCUCAUCGAGUCCGAGGGAAACCCUGCCCAGAAGCGCAAGCCCCAACCCGGCGAGCUCGAUCCAACUCCCACCAAGCGCCGUUGCAUAGAGGACGAUCUACCCUCUCCAUGGGCGAGAGCACCUAGUCCAGCUCUUGAUAACGUGGAAGCGGACGCAACUCAUUCCGAACCUGUAUCUGGACCCACUGAGAAGCGCACAUCACAUCAAUUGGUCGCCAUGAUUGAAAAGGCCACGAGUGAUAUUCAAGACCUUGGAACAAGGCAUGAGGAUCGACUUGAUUCUCUCAACCAGCGUGCUAGUGAGCACAAAGAUAAGCUUGAAGAGCUUAGAACCAGUCACGAGGGCCGACUUAAUUCUCUCGAGGAACGUGCUGGAGAGCGCAGUGAUGCGCUUAAGGAGCUAAGAACUAGGCAUGAAGAUCGACUGGAUUCUCUCAACGAACGUGCCGGCGAGCACAGAGAUACGCUUCAGUAUCUCGAAGAAAAGGCCGGAGAACAUGCUGGUAUGCUUCAUUCUCAUGCGUCAAGGGCCGGCGAACACGGAGUCCAACUUCUAGAACUCAAUACGAAAACAAACGAUCAUCGAGCCAGGCUUGCUUCUCUGGAAUCAAAGUCGAGCAAAAGUGAAGAGAGAGUGGGCAGUCUUGAGACGCGUACCAGCCAGUAUUGGGGCUCUCUAUCUUCCUUCGAAAUGAGGACCAACGCCCACGAAAAACAACUCGGCAUUCUUGAAGCAAAGUCGGACCACCACAAGGACAAGUUUUGUUCACUCGAAGCCAAAACGGGCAAGCAAGAAACAGCUCUGAGUUUCCUCAAGACAAAGGUUAGCGAGCACGAGAAGAAGCUCAAAUCGCCUCAGUCCCACGGCAAUGUCGGCGAGCAGGCGACAAUGCCGGGCCCCUCAAAGGCCGAUGCUCAUGCAGAGGCACUGCAAUCACUCCAAGAAGACGCUGGUAAGCAAAACGAGGCGCUUCAAUCUGUCGAGCAAAGGGUAGAUGGUCUUGAGAGGAAAUCUAGCGAUCAGUCGCAUCAGCUUGGCAGCCACCAGAAGCAGAUUGACGAUCAAAAAUGCCAACUGGACAACCAUCAUAAGCGGCUGGACGACUACCACAGGCAGCUCGACGAUCAUCACAACAAGAUUGUUGCUCACGCUCAGGAGACGUUGCUGCAAUCUCUCCAAGGCAAGGCGGGAGCGGACGAAAACAUGACGCAGUCACUGCAAGAGCUUGAGGCAAAAGCCAGUCACCUACAAACGACCAUUGGGAAUUAUCGGGCUGAGCUUGACACUCUCAAACUGAGACUUGCAAAAUCAGAAGAGACGACUAGCCAGUUGGGCAAAACUAGUGUUCACAGUGCGGCUUUCACGAUUCUAAGUUCCAAAGUCGACGGGAAUCUAGGAAGACUGAGCUCCAUGGAGGAGACCGUUGCUCAACUCACCAAGAAUUCGACGACCAAGCUGAAUGAGCAUAUGAAUAUCCUAAACUCCUUAACAGCAUCGACUGCCAGGCUUGACAAGACGAGCGUGGAAUCCAAAGCCACGCUUGAUUCACUCCAAGCCAAGGUUGACCGGCAAAGCGAACAGUCUCAAGCAGUCGUCAAAACAAUCGACAGCCUUAGGAAAAUGAACGACGUGUUCAAUGCCAUGCUUGACUCACUCGAAGCCAAGGUUGACCACCAAAGCGAACAGUCUCAAGUAGUCGCCAACGCAGUGGACAGCCUUAAGGGAACGAACGACGAGUUCAACACCAAAGUUGAGUCUCUUGAAACCGACUUUGGCAAAUACAGGGACCAGUUCCAUACUCUCAAGACUGUCGUCGACAGCCUUGAAAAGACUACCAGCGAGUCUGCGAAUGUCAAAACCCUUGAAGCCAACUUUGUCGAGCACAAAGACGAGCUCCACACUCUUCAAAAGGCGGUUGGUGAUUUUGAUAAGACGACCGUCGAGCACGACGAGAACAUCCGAGCGCUUCAAGAGCAGAUGAAGCUUGUUCAGGAAUCUGGCGACCUCUCCCGUGAUGUCCACAAAGCUCACAAUGAUCUUACCGUUUUCACAGCAUCCCAAUGCCAGACAGCAUUGGAAAAACUUGAUACAUUUGCUGCAGACCUCUCUUCACUACGCAAGGAAGUUGAAUCAUGUCGUCAAACUACCGACGAAGCAAGAGAAUGGCAGACUCAACGUGAAGAGGCCAACAAAAAUCGGGCGAGCCUACUAGACAUUGAAUCAAUGGCAGCAAGACGAAAAGAACAGAGGGAACAGCUUGAUCGAGACCAUAAGCUUAAUACCCGAAUCAAGAUUGCGGGUGACCGUAUCUCGCGUGUAGACGCAAGUGCCAAAGUCACGACGAGGACCCUCAAAGGAAUACAAUACCGGCAGCAAGAGUUUGCAGAAGAGGUCGAUGACCGGCUGGCCACAACAGGCAAACAUCUCGCGUCGGUGAUGGCGAGGGUGGAAUUAUUGCGGAACAGCAUGGAUGAAAGCAUGAGUGCCAGGCUUUCCAAGUUGGAAAGCGGGUUGAAAAGCCAGAGCAUAACCAGCCCUGCUGUUGAAGAACGUCUGGCGAGAAUGGAGGAUGCUAUCCAAACCAAUACCACAUUAAUCGGCAACUGUAGGACAUUGGUCGAAGUAAGCAAGACGUCGUUAGAUCAACAGUUCAGCACCCUGAGCAACCGGGUUAGUCUGCUGGAGCAGCGACUCAACCGUCGCAUGACUGAACAGGAACAGUCUGCGAAAGCUCAAGCCAUGCGAAUGGACCGCCUGGAGGCUGCGUUAGCGCAGCAGAUGAGUACGAAUAGCCAGUUCCGUGGGUAG
Colletotrichum siamense is the source of this 3612-nucleotide messenger RNA. RefSeq lists its product as uncharacterized. The record is from RefSeq and is a predicted model, not a curated record. Lineage: Eukaryota; Fungi; Ascomycota; Sordariomycetes; Glomerellales; Glomerellaceae. The transcript has a single exon. The coding region runs from base 1 to 3612 and encodes 1203 amino acids.